Molecule: messenger RNA, 5538 nt
Organism: Nothobranchius furzeri (turquoise killifish)
Lineage: Eukaryota; Metazoa; Chordata; Actinopteri; Cyprinodontiformes; Nothobranchiidae
Gene: ralaa
Product: v-ral simian leukemia viral oncogene homolog Aa (ras related)
Biological process (GO): regulation of exocytosis; Ras protein signal transduction
Cellular component (GO): plasma membrane
Molecular function (GO): GDP binding; GTPase activity; GTP binding
Source: RefSeq, a predicted model, not a curated record
UUCGGUUUUCUAUGCACCAGGCGGGUUACCACGAGAUUAUUUUAUCGUUAUUUUGUGAAAAUCGGAGUUAAACGGACUGUUGUCUGGUUGUCUCCGACGGGCGGGCGUUGUCAGACGGAGCCAAGCCCACAGGACGCUCAGUCAGUCUGCUGCUAACAGUCCCUUGAGUUAGCCACGAAGCUAGCCAUGAGCUAACUAACAGCUAGCUAUUUUUAUUUCUCCGCCUCGAUUUAAGCUUUCUUGAAACAGGAGUCUUCAUCGAGCCUUUUGCUUCACCUGGAAUCCUCUCACCUCUUCACCAUUCCUCCCAUCACCUUGAGCUUUCUCCCCCCGACACGCGCAUCAACGCAGAGUCAUGGCAGCUGCGAAGCCAAAAGGACAGAACUCACUAGCUCUUCACAAAGUGAUCAUGGUGGGCAGUGGAGGAGUGGGGAAGUCCGCCCUCACCCUCCAGUUCAUGUAUGACGAGUUUGUGGAGGACUAUGAGCCCACUAAAGCAGACAGCUACAGGAAGAAAGUGGUGCUGGACGGGGAGGAGGUGCAGAUUGACAUCCUCGACACGGCUGGCCAAGAGGACUACGCAGCCAUCCGGGAUAACUACUUCCGUAGCGGAGAGGGCUUCCUCUGCGUGUUUUCCAUCACAGAACUGGAGUCGUUCGCAGCAACAGUAGAUUUCAGAGAGCAGAUUCUGCGAGUGAAGGAGGAUGAGAACGUGCCCUUCCUCCUGGUGGGUAACAAGUCGGACUUGGACGACCGGCGGCAGGUGAGCGCGGACGAAGCCAAGGCCCGCGCUGAGCAGUGGGGGGUGUGCUACGUGGAGACUUCUGCCAAAACCCGCGCCAAUGUUGACAAGGUGUUUUUUGACCUGAUGAGAGAGAUCCGAGCGAGGAAAAUGGAAGACAGCAAAGAAAAGAACGGGAAGAAGAAAAGUAAAAGUUUGGCUAAGAGAAUUAGAGAGAGAUGCUGUAUUUUAUAGUGAAGUUCUGCAGGUUAGCUGCUUGUGUACAUAUACAUUUAUCAGACUUUUGCAUUUAUUUUGUGCCCAUACCUGAACACCACUUCCUGUUUCUGGCUAACAGGACAUCCGUGUCAGGAAGUAGUAAAGACGGCACUCCAUCCACCAUUUAUAACUCUAACUUUUUAUGUGCUGACACUCCAAAUAAUUUAGGAUUCAAAUACUCUUUUUAUUUUAUUAUUAUUAUUUUUUUAAACUCUGACAACAUAUUGGGGCCGUCUUUGAUUUAAAAGAAAUUAAAUAUGGAUAUAGAGCUGAGGGAAUGAAAUCCUAGAAGAAAUGUAGAGAUUAAUGUCAUAUUUACAUAGAAACACAAAAAUACAAUUAUUGUUCUUGAAAGUCCUUCAUUUGCAAGGAAAAGUGUGAAAAUGUCCUUAUCUAAAACACACAAAUUCACAAAAAUAAAACUGAUAUGGACAUUUUAAAGUUAGAAAUUUGUGAAAAAAAAAAUAUAGGGAAGUGAAUUUACUGAAACACUUAAAGUGGCAGUGUGUAGUAUCCUGGCACUAGGGGGCAGUACAUACAUUUCGGGGUAAUUUUACAACAUAUCGCCAUGACUGUCGCUGGUUUAAAAAAAACAUUACAGUAAAUGUCGUUACCUGCGGAGAAGAAAGCAUGCAACCUCGGCGUGGCUCCUCAGACUUUGAUGAUCCUUCAGUUAAUUCCAUCAAAGGAAUGCUGAUGCUAGAUUUCUGGCGCUGUAGUUUCCGGAACUGCUUGAGUUCUGCGCCUGCUGAUGACAUCAUCUUAUUACGGCAAUACCACUCGGCCAAAAUGUAUUUCAUUUCUUUUUUUAUUCUGUUCUUUCAUGCAUGUUUUGGAAAGAGUUCAGCAGUUUUGUUAUUAAAUUCAUGUUUCUUACUGCUUAAAUGAUUUUGAACGUGGUAAUGUAACUUCCAUAAGCCGUUCUUCCAGCCAAUCAUCUGGUGUGAUGUCAUCGACAGGCGCAGGACCCCAAGCUGGCCAGAAGGAAACAUGGCAUCUAAUAUGGCGUCCCCCUUUAGACCUGAUUUUGAUGGUUAUGUGGUACGAAGCCACCAAUAUUUUUCAACGAUUGGACAUUAUUUUAUUCAUUUUCAAUGUUUCGAUGGAUCUUUCCAGAUUAACGGUAAAAACUGCACAUUGUCCCUUUAAAUUGAUCAUUAACUUAAAAAUUCCCAAGAAUAAAGUAGAAAAUUAAAAGAAUGUCCAGAUAUUCUUAAAGUGUUAAAUUUAUGGUUAAAAACAAACAUCUACCAGUUCUAGUUUUGUACUUUUAGACUUUUGUUAUUAAAUUAGUAUUUUCUUCAUGCAAACAAACAAACAAACAAAAACAGUAGGCACUGGUCAUUUUUUUAAAUUAAAAUAUUUUAUUAAUCUCAGCAUUUCUGCAACUUAUCUAGGAGUUUAACCCCCCUGCUACGUUCCGCUCCUGUUCUAUUUAAACUACAACGGCCCUUAGAUCCCGUCAUACAUCAGUGCCCCGAAGCUCCUAAAUGAACCUUUCAUUGUAACGCUUGUUGUUUAUAAAGUACUCAGACUGCAGGUUGAGUUCAAGUAAAAAUAACUUUAAAUGGAAGAAGAUAGGAGGAAAGCCCUGAAUCCAUUUAAUGAAUUUAACAUCUUUGUAGGAAAAGCAAACCGACCACAGGUCCCUAUUUGCCACAGAAGAAAAAAUGAAAGUUUAUCUGAACCUGGGGAGGAUUUUUUCUUUAUUUAAACAUUUCAUUAUCCAAACCAGAGCUGAAAUUUGAUGCCAUUCCUUCCUGUUUUACUCCUGGAAAUGUUCUUGAGCACUAUAUUAGUCUGCAAAGGGUCAUUUUUCUUUUUUCUUGGAUUAUAGAAAUAUGGGUAUUCCCCCCCCCCUUUUCUCAGUCACUUCCGAAAAUGCACAAACCACAUCGAACCCUUAAAGCCGAGAAGGAUUUUAGCAACACCUGAACUUGUUACUGGCCUCCUAGCUUCUAAAGGCCGGGCUAAUGGCUGCCGUUGCCUUCUGCUGUGACUGAGGAAUCCCUGGUGCUCUGAUAAGAGGAGAUUCCAGAAACACUACGUCUUUUCUACGUGAAGUUCUGACACUUACGAUGAAACUAAUGGCUUCCAGAUGUGGUCCUAUGUGGUUUUAAACUCAAUACUUUUAUUAUUUAGGAAUAAAAUGGAUGAGCUGUCAGUCACCAAAGAAAACUGCUCACAAAUAAGUGACCAGUUCCUAAUUCUGGUGAGUGAGAAUAAAGAAAUCAGCACUACGAAGUUUGAGUAGAUAGAGUAAGCUAGCUUAUCAUGGGAGUGCAACUAAACAGGGUUACGGGGGCUUUAGGAAUUCCUGUGGGAUGUGAAACUGGAUAAUCCCCACUCACUCAUCCUGUAAUCCUGGACGGCCAGUGCUUCAGUUUAAUUUUAUUCCUUUUGCUACAUUUGGUGCCAGGCUGUGUUAUAAUAAUGAAAAUCGUGUGCUUGUUUUUAUUUUUGUUCUUUGUAGCUGAAUCGUUUCAGAGGUGAGAUGAAGGUAAAACAGUGUGACAGUUUUCAAAAGCUUCAGUGAAAAUUUCCCCUUAAAUCUUAGUUUUACUGAGACACUUUGAAACGAUGGUUUUGUGUAAUAUUAAUAGCCAGACAGAGUUGAAGAUCCACACUAAUCAGUCUUCAAGAGUAAAGAUGAGGAGUCUAUGCAAAGUGGAAAUGUGAAACCGUGGAAUAUUUCAGAGCACCGUCCUUGUUUUAAAAUCUGCCUUUUAAAGAGGCAAGUCUUCAUAGACGCGCCACAACUCGGAUGCAUUUAACGGGUUUUUCAGCCAGUUUAGCGUCUGUUUCUGUGUAAAAGUUUUAAGUAAUUACUUCGAGCUUCAUGGAUGGCCUCUGAUUUGACCUUGAAGACUCUUAAAAAAUAUUUUGUCUUUUGGGCCAAGGUUCCUAGAGUUCUGCUUGUGGGUUUCAGGUUUACGAAUAUUUAUCGAGAUAAUUAGAAUAAUAAUGUCUCUUUCCACUGCCUGAACUUCUGGAUAACUUUACCGGACUUUCCUGGCAUGGCCUUUCCGACUAGAAAGGAUUUUCUGGGCUGUUUCAGGGACCAGUCGAGUACCUGAACUGGGAUAUGUACUCAGAACUCACCCUGUUGAAUCACUGGGCGAAAAUACGCCAGACCCCCCCCCCCCCCCACUCCGUAAUUCUCAGUGCUUUGUGGUCUUCAACGAAGCGUAGUAAAAAAACAUUACUUCUGGUUAGUGAUGCACCGAUAUGAAAAUUUUUGGCCGAUACCGAUAUCCAAUGUUAAGAUCACAGUUAUGGCCAAUAACCGGUAUUUGCAGAUACCGAUAUACUGACAUUAAUGCUUCUAAAAUAAUCAGAUUUUGUCUAAAAUGAAAAUUAUUAAAGCUGAAUUUACGUUAUUAUGUACACACAACGCACACAUUUAUGCUUCUGAGAUGAUUUCAUUCACUGUUCACAUGACUAAACAAAUAACCCCCCCCCCCCCCCCCCCCCGGUCCCGUCUGUGACAGUCUGCCGUUUGCGGAUUCCAGAAAGUUUUGCAUUUUUAUUUUGGCAAGGUAAGAUAAAAAGCCAACUUGUUGUUUUGUCAAACCGUAACCCCAUCUGUAAUGUGUCGUGCUUUUGCACGCACUCGUCAACAAAGUCCUGAAAGCUUCCUGGAUGUUCUAUAGUGGAAACGCAGCUGUCGAAAUGCAAUCAGGGGCCAAACAAAAUCACUCAGAGGGCCAUCAAAUCCCAACGACGUGCUAUUUCUCAGAGCAGAGGCUGUUCAGGAAGCCAUCUUUGGAUGGUAAUUACUUUUCUUUUUUUACACUCCUAAUGGCUGAAAUGUCCCUCAGAUAGCUCCUAGAAAACACUGACCAUAAAAGUUAAUGCCCAAACUGUUCAGGCUCUUCCUAACUGAACGAAAACAUAUUUGACGUUGACCAAAAAGCACACGGGAGAGUCAAGCUCAGACAAAAGGAGGCCAAACCUGAAACGCUUGGACGCCUUUGACAGAGCACACGGAAAGCCGUUUCAGUCAUUCUAAGGGCUAACCCUCGCUGAUCCUACCCUCCCACAAGUUAAAGUGACAGAAACUGAGGAUCCUAAUGUGGUCUGAGCGGCUUUAGGUUAUAUUAACAGCUGUGUGUCUUCAUCACAGCAGCUUACUGAUCACCAUCGUGCUCACUUGCUGUAACAACACCUUCAUUUGUUUUUAUAGGAAAUUAAUUAUUUUUGCUUUAUUCUCAUGUAAAAAAUGAGGUCAUAAACUUGACGGCCCAAAUAUUUUCAACAUCUGUGUGAAAGCUACGAGCAAACUGUCUAACUGAAUGUCCAAAUAACUAGUUCUGCCUUUUAUAAUAAUACUACGGAAUAAAGCUAAACAUCUCUGCCCUUAUAGCCGGAUGGGUGUAUGUUUGCCAUGAGUUCAAUGUUUCCUCCAUGUUUACUUAAUUUGAGCAUAACCACUAACGUAGCCUGUUUGUGAAUGCAAGAGGUCGAGCUUACAUUUCAGUUAGUUUUUGUGAGUUAUUUGGAAAUGGCAAAUAAACUGGAUAUUACUAAUAAUAUUA